AUGAGCGAACAUUGCGCUUUUUUUCCAGUCAGAGAGCUAAGUACCUGGGUGGGUCCGAAGUGGACCAUCAAGUGCAGAGUGACCAGCCGGUCACAGCUGCGUCAGUUCCAAAACAAGAAUGGUGCUGGACAGGGAAUGGUGUUCUCAGUGGAGCUGCUGGAUAGAGAAGGAGGCGAGAUUCGUGCAAGCUUGUUCAACGAAGCUGCGGAGCAGCACUAUGAUCUCAUGCAGUGCGGAAGAUGCUUCACGCUGUGCAACGGCAGCGUGCGCCCUGCCCAGAAGAAGUACAGCGUGCUCAAGCAUGGCUACGAGCUGGUGUUCGACGGCAGAUGUCAGACACACAUGGUAGACGACGACACUGACAUCGGAGCAGUGCGUCUCGCCGUGCAGAAGAUUGCUUCAGUGACACAGAUGGCUGUGCCUAGCAGCGUGGAUAUCUGCGGAGUCAUCGUUUCAGCGGAGCACCCUCAAGAGUUUCAGACCAAAGAAGGAAAAGCUUUAGUGAAGCGAGAGAUCACCGUGGCAGACGACAGCGGCCACAGCGUGCUGAUUACCUUGUGGGGCGACAGAGCCAGAUUAGAUAGUCGCGAGUUUGCCGGCAGCCCCGUGGUAGCCCUCAAAGGAGUUCAGGUCAAGGAGUGGAUGAGCUGUCGAAGCGGCUCCAUGGCGGAAGCAGGACCCAUGAUACUCAACCCAACCUUCUUGCCAGAGGCGCAGCGGGUAGCCGCCUGGUGGUACAAGGGAGGCAACCAGCAGAGAUUGACCUACAUCUCACAUUCGAGCAGCCCAGCUGGUAGUCUUCGACCUCCACAAAGAGCGACCUCGGUAGAGAUCUCAGCGAUGUUGCAGCAGGCUGUGAGGGAGCAGCAGUCCUAUACGCUCAUAUGCCGACUUGG
This is a messenger RNA of Effrenium voratum, 896 nucleotides long. The record is from the annotation of a GenBank genome assembly. Lineage: Eukaryota; Dinophyceae; Suessiales; Symbiodiniaceae.